This is a messenger RNA of Danaus plexippus (monarch butterfly), 5942 nucleotides long. It is a transcript of the gene Cht6, whose product is annotated as mucin-2. The record is from RefSeq and is a predicted model, not a curated record. Gene Ontology annotation, biological process: chitin catabolic process; carbohydrate metabolic process. The transcript is spliced from 25 exons. Gene Ontology annotation, cellular component: extracellular region. Lineage: Eukaryota; Metazoa; Arthropoda; Insecta; Lepidoptera; Nymphalidae. Bases 170 to 5458 code for a protein of 1762 amino acids. Gene Ontology annotation, molecular function: chitin binding; chitinase activity.
AGGUCCACCUGAACCGACGUCUCCCGCUGCACUGACUGUCAAUAAUAUAUAUUUUUUUAAUCUUCGUGCGUGUUCUAUUCAGCCAGUGUUAAGUGAUAUGAAAACUUUUUACACGAUGUUGUGAAUGUGACAGUGUAUUGGGACUGUUUAAAGGAUUCUUUAUUUUAAAAUGGGAAAUAUUGACAGAAGAAAGAACUUUAUAAAAAUGGAACUCGCGACAUGGUUGUUUUUGUUAAUCGCUGUCGUCACACUGGCCACACCGGCUCAAUCAGCGUCUCCGCGGGUGGUUUGCUACUACACAAACUGGUCUGUGUACCGUCCAGGGACCGCUAAGUUCAACCCCCAGAAUAUCAACCCCUACCUUUGUACUCACCUGGUCUACGCGUUCGGAGGCUUCACAAAGGACAACACCCUGAAACCUUUUGAUAAAUAUCAGGAUAUAGAAAAAGGUGGAUACGCCAAGUUUAACGGCCUGAAGACGUACAAUAAAAACCUCAAGACGUUGCUGGCUAUCGGAGGCUGGAACGAGGGAUCCUCGCGUUUCUCCCCCAUGGUCGCCGCCAAAGAUAGGCGAAGGGAGUUCGCGAGGAAUGCGAUAAAGUUUUUAAGGCAAAAUCAGUUCGAUGGAUUGGAUCUUGACUGGGAGUACCCCGCCUCCAGAGAGGGAGGGAAACCUAAGGAUAGAGAAAACUACGUCAAGUUCGUGAAGGAACUGCGCCAGGAGUUUGAGAAGGAAUCGGAAAAGACCGGCAAACCCAGGCUGCUGCUCACGAUGGCUGUCCCCGCGGGCAUCGAAUAUAUCGAGAAGGGAUUUGACAUUAAGACUUUGACACGUUACUUGGACUGGAUGAACCUUCUCACAUACGACUACCACUCCGCGUUCGAGCCGGCGGUGAACCACCACGCUCCACUCUACCCUCUAGAAGAACCCAAUGAAUACAGCGUUGACAACGAGCUGAAUAUAGACUACACGAUCAAAUUCUAUCUUGAAAAUGGUGCGGACCCUGAGAAGUUGGUGCUGGGUAUACCAACGUAUGGUCGUUCCUAUACUCUGUUCAACGCUGAUGCUGUGGAAAUAGGCUCACCCGCUGAUGGACCCGGGGAACAAGGAGUGGCGACGAGAGAGAAGGGAUACUUGGCCUAUUAUGAGAUCUGCGAAGCGCAAAUAUCCAAGACAAAGAAACGCGCCAUCGCGUCGGACGAGGACUCUGAAGAGGAAUCAGAAGAAGAAGACGAAGAAGAAGAAGAAGAGAAAUGGACCAUCAUGUAUCCCAACCCUAACGCUAUGGGCCCUGUAGCAUUCAAAGGGAACCAGUGGGUUGGUUACGAUGACGUGGAGAUCGUCAAAAAGAAAGCACAUUAUGUUGUCGAAAACGGGCUCGGAGGUAUCAUGUUCUGGUCUAUAGACAACGAUGAUUUCCGCGGCGUGUGCAACGGCAAACCCUACCCGCUUAUUGAAGCGGCCAAGGAGGCUUACCUCACUAAAUUAGAAUCUUCUAAAAACUCGGUUAGCAGUCCGAAAGAAAGUUCGAAACCAUCGAGGGGUGGGAACCGCAGACGAAACCGUCCGAAGACGACACCCACCACCACCACCACCACCACUACUACCACCCCCAAACCCCCGAAAAGCAACAAGCGUAAGUCCACUAGCUCGGUGAGCACCACACCAACCUGGAACAUUAUCACACCUGAACCCCCCACCACUCCCGAUCCCGGAUCUGACUUCAAAUGUACCGACGAGGGUUUCUUCCCCCACCCGCGUGAUUGUAAGAAGUAUUUCUGGUGCCUCGACUCCGGACCCUCGGACCUUGGGAUCGUUGCGCACGCCUUCACCUGCCCCUCCGGUCUAUAUUUCAACAAGGCCGCCGAUUCCUGUGAUUUUGCAAGAAAUGUGCUCUGCAAGAAAUCAUCGUCUACCACAAAAGCUGUCACCAAAACCACAACAACGAAAACAACUCCAACAACCACAACAACAACGACCACGACCACCAGACGACCCAUCAGACUGACUUCAAGGAGCUCUUUGCUGUUCAGGACUUCAACUACUACAACUACAACCACACCAGAACCUGAGCUCAGUGAAGAAGACGAGGAAGAAGCCGAUGACGCCAGUGACGUGGAAGCUGAAGACCCCAAGGUCAUCAAGGAACUUAUUGACCUCAUAAAGAAAGUUGGCGGCGUCGAACAGCUGGAAAAGCAGCUUAAGCUGUCGGAGUCGUCAGGAUCUACGGAUGGAGUCGCCACAACCACGCCGACAUCGUUCAACACUAAGCUGUAUCAAAAAGUACUGGAGAGAGCUCGGGGAAAAAACAAGUUCGUCGGAAAUAGCAUUACUGAAAGCAGUGUGCAAAACAGCCGUCGGGGACCACAGAACGAGGGACUCGAACCAGCUGUUGAUAAAGAUCGCUUGUUGAGGAGAGAGAGACCACAGUAUGUCACCAUCAACCGGGCAAGGUCAUCCACUACACCAGAAUCUCUAGAAAGUGAAGAGGCCGAGGACGAAUCGGAGGAAAUUCAGGAGACAGUUCAGGAACAGCGAUCAGAGGUACCCGCAGCGAGAGUAGCGACGACUCCUAAACCUCUCCAAUACGUUAACAUCAGACGGACGAGACCGACUACUGCUGCCACCGAGACUCCUGAUGACUCCAGGAAUGCUCUGUUUGAACGCGAAUCGUCCGAGUCAGAGGAGCGUCUAACCGCUGUUGAGGAUGCACAGCGCGUGGACCGCGGGGACUCCCGGCGCGACACUCCAGAAUACGUCACUAUAAGACGCGGCAGACCGACCACUGAGGCCACCACACUACCAUAUCACAGCGCCGAAGAAGAAGAUAAAUCGCAGGAAGUUGCUUUAGUGAAAGAGAUCACGUCUCAGUCUUCGUUACCACAAUAUAACUCUAUAGUCAGAUUUCGAUCUACUACACAGUCACCAGCCGAGGAGUUGACUAACCCAGCUCCGACUACAGUCCUUUCUGUUCAGAUAUCUUCAUUAUUGAAUUCCCCAAGUUCCGAUGAAACCGCAAGCCCUCGAACAGAUAGUACGACCGCUCAUGUAACCGAAGCUUCUGAACCCGAAGUAACGACGGCAUCCACUACGGUUGUGACAACCACAACCACACCAAUAACGACCACGACGACUACGACGCCCUUACCUCCUAGCACGACCACACGCCGCAACUUAUUAAGACGACGGGGCUCCACAACACCGACCACGCCAACCACGGCCGCGGCAGUUUCAACUACGCAGGCUGCAAAGGAACGCCGAACGUUCCCGCGUCGCACGAAAGCCACCGCACCGCCGGAAACAACAGGAGAGGUAACAAACUCACAGACUACAACCAGCAAAUAUCCGAGACGAGGCGAGAACAAAUUCAAGAUACAAAAAACGGAAAAAGUCGAGAAAUCGCGGGAAAGUAACUCGACAGAGAGUCAGCCAUCUUUGAACGGCACCGCGGCGAGCAAUGACAGGCCCAACCGCAACUUUGUUCGCAGACGCUUUGGAGGGGCUAACACUUCUACGACCCAAUCGUCUACUAUACAAUUAUCAUCAUCUGUAACAAGACGUCCGUUCCGUGUGGCGAACCGUCGCAGACUAUUUUCUACCACAACCACCACGACAACAACCUCCCCCAGCACCACAGAGCUGGAGAGUGACGAAUCUUUACAGGAUAUAGGAGACACAGAUGCGAUCGAAGACCCGUCUCUCCAACCUCAACCCCGAGCGAGGAAAGUCUCUAACGGCCCGCGGAGACGACCAUUAGUCCAACUGAAGAACGAAAACGAAGAUCAAAACUCUUCCGCCACUAACGAAGACGAGAAGACGAGACAGAGCAAGAAAUACAGCGCCAGUUUCAAACAAAACCAGCUGGAGGAAAUACUGAAGAUACGAGCUAGCGCUGAAGAAAUCGACGUAACUACGGAAGGGAGAUCCACUCUUGAUGAUACAAGUGCUGAAACAGCAGUAGCUCUAGCAGCCCACCAGCUCCUAUCAGCACCGAUACCGAUCAUCCCCGACUACGAUGACGAAUCGAAACCAGCGCGGUCUUCUCAAACUAUCGUAGACUACAAAUUUACAAGCCCAGAGUACAAUGACCUCACUAAAACACAAACGUACACAGAAGACUAUCAGAGAACUCCAUCUUACACUUCGACUGGACAAAGAUUUGAGUCAACGACCCCUUACACUCUUCGAACCGAAGGAAAUGUUCGAUCGACGACAGGAUCAGUUAACUCUGAGACUAAUAUUCCAUCUGGGUUCACUACACCUGGCGCAUUCACAGGCAGGUUCACGAGCCCAACUACCGGAAAUACAAUCAACCCGACCUUCUCUGGUAUAACUCUCAGCCUCGGUUCCGAAGGCUCUGGCGAGUCGACGGCUCGUUACACCUCAAACUUCCCCAAAGAAUCAACGCCUACCACUUACACGAUCAGCAACUAUGAGACCAGAACCCUGAGGCCCGGUUUAUCGACCAACAUCGUCAAUCCGACUUCGUUAAAUUUAAGGGAAUCUACAGCUAGAAUAUACGCGAGCCUGGAUCGGAGUGUGCAACCGACAUAUUCGACUGAAUUCACAACAAAAAUUUCGAGGCCGGCAGGAUUUUCACCCAAUUCAGUUAAGAUAGAUGAAAUAGAAAACGAUAAGACGACAGAGAAGUAUACGGGUUUCAUCGAGAGGGGUCCAUCUACUGCUAGAUACGAGGGUUCUAGCGAAAAGAUUUCGGUCCCGGUCGCCGUGGGGUACUCGUCUGGUAGCCAGGGCUUGCAAGAGCCUUCGUAUUUCACCAGAGAAUACUUAUUGGAAUCCCCGGUCACUAGAACAUACGACGAUGAAUACCAAUAUUUGUCCCCGGCGACGACGCCACAACCAACAACCAAGAAACCGCUCAGAAGGAAAACUAUCUAUCGUAGAAUAUCAUCUACAGCUGCACCAAGCUCACAGAUCACCCAGAGCCUGUCAUCAAUCCGCACGUCACCCACCACAUUGACUACACCCACACAACCGAUAACGCAGACAACGGUCAAACCACGUCGAACCAGCAGGAAACCGUUUCAGAGGAUAGCGGUGAAAAAAGGUCCCCUUCAGAAACAACCAGUACAGCCAGAGAUCAAGGACUCGGUUCCGAAGGAAGUCCAGAAAACUUUAGUUCUAAAGAUCAAUAACAACGCCGUCAAGUCGUCGAGGCCACUUUCGGACUACGAUUACUACGAUGACAGUCACGAAGGUGUGAAAUAUGAAGAUGGAUCCAAAGUACUUCUGCACGGAAAAGGCGACAUCGAAUGUCUGGACAUCGGAAACUUCGCGCAUCCAUCGUCAUGUAAGAAGUUCAUAUCGUGCGCGCGGAUGGAGAGCGGCGCGUUAGUGGGCUGGGAGUAUAUUUGUCCAAAGGGACUGUCCUUCGACCCCGUAGGAGGCAUUUGUAAUUGGUCCGCCGGGUUAGGUUGUACUGAAAAGGACGCGUGAUAAUGUUGUGUCGUUUAGAAAAGUUUAUGAAUAAAUAUGUACUAGGAAGAGAAAGCUAAUUUUUAAAAUCGUGCAGUAAAGAAGUGCUGCGGGUGUAUAGAAACUUUUUUAAUUGUAGACAUAAUCCAGCUUUAUUACGUUGUAUUGGAAAUACCAACUCCAUACUCACAGUCGGUGGUGUUCCAAGACUACAAUACAUUUAAAAUUCGAAAUACUCAGUGGUUGUUUAUACAAAGUAAUGUUAUUACUUUUUAUAUAUUUCAUUAUUUGGCUGUUUUAUUUAAUUUAAUUUUAACAAAAACAAAUUCAUACAUUAUUUUGUAUGACCAGCCAGUCACAAUUUUGUAAUUUUUACAUUAUGGAAUAUUUAACAGAUAGGCAAAAAAAUCCUAUGUAGAUAAAACGUCUAUAUCAAAAUUACUAUUAUUUAGAAAAUAUUACUCGAGAAUGUGCCUUAAUUAUUUUACAAUAAUUAGUUUUAAGA